AUGACCCCAACUGCAAAGGGGAAGAACAAUAACGAAACGGUCCCUCCAGGUUCCUCGACUGCAACUAUCGCCACCACGAUAUAUGCUUCCUUGCCCUCGCCGACUUUGGAUAGCAUUGCUAUUACGCGAACAAUGCCUUCUGCUACCGGAGGUGAAUCGAUAUAUCGGACUAUCAUGAACAGGUUGUCUGCGAUCGAAGCGAAUCAAACGUUGUAUGCACAGUACUAUGAAGAGCAGACCUGUGGGGUUAGGGAGAUACUCCGAAGGCUUGGCGAGGAUGUUGGGAGGAUGGAGGGGAUUGAGAAAGCCCAAGCAAAGAUGUUUCAGCGAGAUGCGAAGGAAUGGGAGCAGCGAAGGAGGAGAAUGGAGAGGCAGUACAGUGAAGUGGUGUCGAAGGUUGAUUAUCUCUUGGAUGAGAUUGUUCUGGGAAAACGACUUGGCAUCGCUCAAUUGUGCCUAUCACUCACUGUUCUCAUCUUUAUGGCGCUUACCCGUGGAUUGCGAGGGGAGAUUAUGCCAGCCCUCAAGUAUCGGCCUAGGAGCUUCAGUAGAUCUGUGAGAGAGUGGAGUAGGAGACAUCUGAGUUUGAGCGUUAGUGGUGAUUGGGUGUCGAGGUUGACGUCGAGUAGGAGUAGAAGUCCGGGAAGGAUCGCGAUGAACCCACCCAUGUUGUCACCGGACGAUCAGUUCCCAUAG
Messenger RNA from Marasmius oreades (fairy-ring Marasmius), 696 nucleotides. RefSeq lists its product as uncharacterized. The record is from RefSeq and is a predicted model, not a curated record. NCBI's taxonomy places the organism in Eukaryota, Fungi, Basidiomycota, Agaricomycetes, Agaricales, Marasmiaceae. The coding region runs from base 1 to 696 and encodes 231 amino acids. The transcript is spliced from 3 exons.